UACCAACCCCCAUUAACAUUUCACUGCUUAAAAGAGCAAGAGCGAGCGCCAGAAAGAGAGAGAGAGAUUUGCCAAUUCCAUUCGUACAGACGAGAGAGAGAGAGAGAGAGAGAGAGAGAGAGAGAGAGAGAGAGAGGAGAGAGGAAGGGUGGAUUGGUUAAGGAGCACCAUUUCUACGACUGCCCCAAUCGCCGUCUUUGCAUUGCCAUAUAUAGAUUAUAUCUGAUGGAAGGGUUGAUCACUGCACGAAUUAACCCGGUUCGCCCUUACUGUAGAAGGCAUCAAUCUUAUUUUGUUUCAUCAUACACUCCACAAGUAGCGAAAAGAGUGAUAGCAACUCCAAUUGGGAUGAUGAAAAAACAUCCGAAACUAUUGCAUUCUGUUGCUGCUUCAGUUCAGCCCCUGGAAAACUCAGAAGCCGGUUGCCUUGAUAACACUCUACCAUCAAAAGACGUGCUUGAGGUGUGGCGAAAUGCAGAUGCUGUAUGCUUUGAUGUAGAUAGCACAGUCUGCCUGGACGAGGGCAUUGAUGAACUUGCUGAAUUUUGUGGUGCUGGAAAGGCUGUUGCGGAAUGGACUGCAAGGGCAAUGGGUGGUUCUGUUCCUUUUGAGGAGGCCUUGGCUGCCAGACUCUCUCUAUUUAAUCCUUCCCUCUCCCAGGUUCACGAAUUUCUUCAGAAGCAGCCCCCAAGGAUUUCUCCUGGCAUAGAUGAGUUGAUCAAGAAGCUGAAGGCUAAAAGUACCGCCGUGUAUCUGGUCUCUGGAGGCUUUCGUCAAAUGAUCAAUCCUGUUGCAUCAAUUCUUGGUAUUCCGCCAGAAAACAUUUUUGCCAAUCAGCUUCUGUUUGGGAACUCUGGGGAGUUUAGGGGGUUUGAUGCAAAUGAGCCUACUUCAAGGAGUGGAGGGAAAGCCACUGCAGUUGAACAGAUAAAGAAGAUUCGUGGAUACAAGUCAUUAGUCAUGGUUGGGGAUGGUGCAACUGAUCUUGAGGCUCGUAAACCAGGUGGUGCUGACCUGUUUAUCUGCUAUGCUGGUGUUCAACUCCGAGAUUCUGUUGCAGCAAAAGCUGAUUGGCUGGUUUUUAGAUUUACUGAUCUGAUAAAUUCAUUGCAGUAGUAUGAAUUUGGUUCAUCUAUGCCUUUAUCUUAUAUUGUUGCUGUUUUGGUUGCUGCUCGCGGCAACUUCAUUUUAUAGUUGUUCCGCUCUUAUUCUGAUAUUGUGUUAGUGGAAUGUGUUGAAAACUCAUCAAAAUCUAAUACAGAAAUUGAGCUUUAUUUGUUGCU
Molecule: messenger RNA, 1283 nt
Organism: Rhododendron vialii
Lineage: Eukaryota; Viridiplantae; Streptophyta; Magnoliopsida; Ericales; Ericaceae
Product: phosphoserine phosphatase, chloroplastic
Exons: 8
Coding region: 226-1116 (296 amino acids)
Biological process (GO): dephosphorylation; L-serine biosynthetic process
Cellular component (GO): cytoplasm
Molecular function (GO): magnesium ion binding; L-phosphoserine phosphatase activity
Source: RefSeq, a predicted model, not a curated record